AAGCUUCCAUCCCCUCCAGAGGCCCAUCCUUGCCUAAACAGUGCUAAGGAGCCUCGACUCCAGAGCAAUGAAACAUGGCCAGCACUUCCCUGUAUCCCUUGGUCCUGGACUGAUGCAGCUUUGCUUGGCAACCCAGGCGAAUUUUGCUCCUUAUUUCUUCGACAAUGGAGCCAGCAGCACGAAUGGAAAUAUGGCCCUUUUCAGCCUUUCUGAGGACACCCCUGUGGGCUCUCAUGUGUACACACUGAAUGGAACCGAUCCAGAAGGAGACGUUGUCACCUAUGGCAUUAGCUUUGAGUCUGGUUCAAGAAAUUUCUUUUCCAUCGAUCCAAACUUUGGAAAUAUCACAUUGAUUGAAGAGUUGGACAGAGAGAGAGAGGAUGAGAUUGAAGCCAUCAUCAGCAUCUCUGACGGCCUAAAUAAAGUGGCAGAGAAAGUCCUGAUUCUGGUGACCGAUGCCAAUGAUGAAGCCCCCCAGUUUAUCAACACUCCCUACGUCAUCCUUGUCCCUGAGGACACACCUGCAGGGAGCAGCAUCUUUAAGGUUCAGGCUGUGGACAAGGAUACUGGAUCUGGAGGAAGCGUCACUUAUUUUCUACAGAAUCUCCACACCAACAAGUUUGCAAUGGACCGCCACAGUGGAGUGCUACGCAUUAGAGCUGGAGCCACCCUGGACUACGAGAAGUCAAGGACUCAUUUCAUCACUGUCGUGGCCAAGGAUGGCGGAGGGAAGCUCCGAGGAGAUUAUGUAGUUUUCUCAGCCACUGCUACCAUCACCAUCAAUGUGGAUGAUGCCCAGGACAUGGAUCCCAUCUUUGUUGGCACACCAUAUUAUGGCUACGUCUAUGAGGAUUCCCAUCCAGGAUCAGAGAUCCUGACAGUGGUUGCUGUAGAUGGAGAUCGGGGUAACCCUAACAUGGUCCUCUACAGCCUUGUGAAUGGGAGUGAUGAAGCCUUCAGGAUCAAUGAAACCACGGGAGGCAUCUCUGUCACAGUGUCCCCCAGCCAGCUCAAGAAAGAGGUGUAUGAGCUGAGAGUACAGGUAUCAGAGGUCAGUUCCAGAGGGCCUCUAGCACCUCAGGCUUCAACGACUGUGACCAUCAGGGUAGUUGACCUCAACAACCAUCCUCCAACAUUCUAUGGAGAGAAUGGACUCCAGAAUAUGUUUGAGCUGACAAUGUAUGAGCAUCCAUCUGAGGGGGAGAUUCUUCGGGGCCUCAAGAUCACAGUCAAUGACUCUGAUCAGGGAGCAAACGCCAAGUUCAACCUGAGGCUUGUUGGGGCUGGAGGCAUCUUCCGGGUAGUUCCCCAGACAGUCUUGAAUGAAGCACAGGUCACCAUCAUUGUGGAAAAUUCAGCCGCCAUUGACUUUGAGAAGUUCAAGUUGUUAACCUUCAAGCUUCUGGCUGUGGAAGUGAACACUCCUGAGAAAUUCAGCUCCACAGCAGACAUUGUGAUCCACCUCCUGGACACCAACGACAAUGUUCCCAAGUUUUCCUCUGACUACUACAUUGCCCGGAUCCCAGAGAAUUCUCCAGGGGGGUCUAAUGUGGUGGCUGUCGCAGCAAUGGAUCCAGACUCAGGACUAUGGGGUGAAGUCAAAUACUCCAUUUACGGGACAGGAGCAGAGCUAUUCCUGAUCCACCCAUCUACAGGAAUCAUCUAUACUCAGCCCUGGGCUGCCCUGGACGCUGAGGUCACCUCCAAGUACAACUUCUAUGUGAAGGCAGAAGACACAGAGGGCAAGUACAGCCUUGCUGAAGUGUUCGUAACAGUGCUUGAUGUCAAUGACCACUCCCCAGAGUUUGAUGAAAACAUUCAGGAGAAGACAAUGGUCCUAGGAACCCCAGUAAAAAUUGAGGCUACAGACCAUGAUGCAGAGGAGCCCAACAAUGUCGUGGACUAUUCCAUCAUGCAGGCAGAACCUGCCAAUGUGUUUGACAUCAACGAAAGCACGGGUGAGAUCAGGUUGAAAGCCUUUGUUCACUCACUGGACAUCAUCCACAAUAUCACCAAGAACAGAGACUGCAUCUGGUCUGUGCUGGUGCAGGCCAAGGACCGGGGCUCCCCAUCCUUCAGUACUACAGCUGUGCUAAAGAUUGACAUCCUGGAUGAGACCCUGAAUAGAGGGCCCAUGGCUGCGUUUCUAAUGCAAACUAAAGACAAUCCCAUGAAAGCCAUAGGCGUGCUGGCUGGAGUCAUAGUCAUCAUGGUGGUCAUUACCGUCUUCAUCUCCACUGCCAUGUUCUGGCGCAACAAGAAGUCCAACAAGAUUUUACCAGUGAGGCGGGUGAUCCGAAAGAGGCCAAGCCCACCAUCCCGCUCCAUCAGGGCAGAGUGGCUCAAAUUCAAGAGGUCUCAUGCAGGAGACAAGUUUGCCCUCAAGGAUGAACUUCCCAAUGAGAACCACAACAACAACAGCCUGAUGUUCGCCCCACCUCCUACUGCACCAGCCCUGCCCCCUCCACCCAUCACUGUCCCCAAGAUCAGUACCACGGAGUGGACAGUGCCCACAGUCUCGGGCUCACUGACUCCCAAGCAUACUAGUAAGCCGAUGAAGCAAAAGGCCUUGGACAGACCUGUCCAGUCUGCCCUCGUUUCUGAGCUCAAGAAGAAGUUUGAAAAGAAGGCUGCAGACAAUAAGCCUUAUGACUGAGAAAUCUACUGUGGCCACUCUCAAGCCUGUCACCUCGCUAUCCUUGUUCCUGACAACUUAGCUGAAAAUCACUCACUUUUUUGUACAAGUAUUUACUGCUCAUUUGCAUGGAUUCUCUGCCAAUCUCCUUUUCUGUUUUGCAGUGGGAAUCAUUUCUGUAGUGACCUAGAAUGUAAGUGCUAACCACUAGAUCAUAGUCUGACCAUGUGAACUUACUUCUCUCCCCUAAAACUUUAUCAAAUGUCCCACUGCAAACAAAGUGUUCAUUUGCUGACUGGUGUUCGAGUUGCCAUUGAAUGA
This is a messenger RNA of Phascolarctos cinereus (koala), 2956 nucleotides long. The record is from RefSeq and is a predicted model, not a curated record. Lineage: Eukaryota; Metazoa; Chordata; Mammalia; Diprotodontia; Phascolarctidae.